AGAUGCUGGAGGAAACAGGUACAAAAGUAUCUAUAUCCACAGUAAGACAAGUCCUAUAUCGACAUAACCUGAAAGGCCGCUCAGCAAGGAAAAAGCCACUGGUCCAAAACUGCCAUUAAAAAGCCAGACUACGGUUUGCAACUGCACAUGGGGACAAAGAUUGUACUUUUUGGAGAAAUGUCCUCUGGUCUGAUGAAACAAAAAUAGAACUGUUUGGCCAUAAUGACCAUUGUUAUGUUUGGAGGAAAAAGGGGGAUGCUUGCAAGCCGAAGAACAUCAUCCUAACCGUGAAGCACGGGGGUGGCAGCAUCAUGUUGUGGGAGUGGCGUGCUCAUCACAAAGCCCUGACCUCAAUCCUAUAGAAAUUUUUUGGGCAGAACUGAAAAAGCGUGUGUGAUCAAGGAGCCUACAAACCUGACUCAGUUAUACCAGCACCGUCAAGAGGAAUGUUCCAAAAUUAACCAAACUUAUUGUGGGAAGCUUGUGGAAGGCGACCCAAAACAAUUUAAAGGCAAUGCUACCAAAUACUGAUUGAGUGUAUGUAAACUUCUGACCCACUGGUAAUGUGAUAAAAUAUAUAAAAUCUGAAAUAAAUAGUUAUCCCUACUAUUAUUCUGACAUUUCACAUUCUUAAAAUAAAGGGGUGAUCCUAACUGACCUAAGACAGGGAUUUGUUACUAGGAUGUAAUGUCAGGAAAUGUGGAAAAACUGAGUUUUAAUGUAUUUGGCUAAGGUGUAUGUAAACUUCCGACUUCAACUGUACUUAUCCUCUGCAGCAGAGGUAACUCUGGGUCUUCUUUUCCUCAUGAGAGACAGUUUCAUCAUAGAUCUUGAUGGUUUUCGCGACUGCACUAACUCGGGCAGUUGUUGUUGCCAUCCUGUACCUGUCCCACAAUUGUGUUGUUCGGAUGUACUGAUCCUGUGCAGGUGUUGUUACAUGUGGUCUGCCACUGCGAGGACGAUCAGCUUUCCGUCCUGUCUCCCUGUAGCGCUGUCUUAUGCAUCUCACAGUACGGACAUUGCCAUUUAUUGUCCUGGUCACAUCUGCAGUCCUCAUGCCUCCUUGCAGUAUGCCUAAGGCACGUUCACGCAGAUGAGCGUGAAUGUGAGCGUGAACGUGUUUUUCAGAGUCAGUAGAAAGGCCUCUUUAGUUAGUGUUCUAAGUUUUCAUAACUGUGACAUUAAUUGCCUAGCGUCUGUAAGCUGUUAGUGUCUUAACGACUGUUCCACAUGAAUUGUUUAUGGUUCAUUGAACAAGCAUGGGAAACAGUGUUUAAACCCUUUACAAUGAACAUCUGUGGCGUUAUUUGGAUUUUUACAAAUUAUCUUUGAAAGACAGGGUCCUGAAAAUGGUACCUUUCUUUCAUAUAUAUAAACCAGGGUUCUCAAUCUUUUCUUGCCCAUGGCACCGGGCCUGGCCCAGGCAAACAGGCGACCUGAUAUGUUAGCAAAAAUGUAAUUAAAUCUUGUCUUGUCUUAUCAGGUGAAUGAUAAUGGCAAGUAGGUUAAUCAACAUUUUAAAAUGAAUAGAUUUGGUAGACGGUUUCAUUAUUUUGAACUCCCCACAGGAAGUGUAAACUCUAACAGUCUAUUAGCUCCAAAGGUAUCUGGGCGGGGUAUAUAAAAUGCUGUUGUAAAGCAAAUUUUCUGCAAUUCUACACAUUUUUCCAUUGAUCUGAGUGAAAAUGUUGCAGUUUUAAAGUUAAUUUCCAUCAAUUGUAAACUGUUUGGCAUGAAACUGAGAGACAAUUUUGCAGUUUUAAAGCUUAUAUUUCCUGCAAUUCUAUGCAAUGACAAUGGGGGUGUGCCCUGAAUGCCCAGUAUUUGGUAUUUUAGAUUCUCCUGGACUGUCUGGCUUUUAUUCAAUUGUUAGUUCUCAAAUAUUAUAUUAUAAACAAAUGUAUAGUUCAAUAUCUUUACCGGCAUCUUUUUAUCUGGUUUUGGUCGUUUAAGUUGACACAAACUGUUUUUUCAUUCGCAAAAUAUUGUGUAAUUAGCUCCAAUGACUGUACUUUCCUCCAUAUUAAAGGGAUAGUUUGAUAUUUCUUCAAUGAAGCCUUUUAUCUACUUCCUAGCCUGCUAACUGUUCCUGUACACUUCCAGGCAUUGUGCUAAUGCUCGUUUGCAAUGGCUGGUGAAACUACCUCUAACUUCCUUCAUACUGGACACAGCAACAUAAAAAUGGUAUUCACAAUGGUAUUCUGUUGCUGCUAGCGAUAUUCAUAAAAUAAUUAUGAUUCACUUUAAAAAAUUCUGCCAAUCAGGGCUGUGCAUGUAAAUAUAUUUGCACUUGUAUCAACAUGCCCAUACCGCCAGACUGAGCAUUUCAAUGGCAAAAGGAAAUAUUUGUUAUUUUCACCGGGUCGGACCCCCUUUUACCUCCAGAACAGGCUACAUUUUUCGGGGCAUGGUAACGUUGCUCAGUUGAAAUCAUUUCCCACACCAUUACACCACCACCAGCCUGUACUGUUGACACCAGGCAGAUUGGGACCAUGGACUGCUGCUACUUACGCCAAAUCCUGACUCUGCCAUCAGCAUGACGCAACAUGAACCCGGAUUUGUCAGACCAGGCAAUGUUUUUCCACUCCUCAAUUGUCCAGUGUUGGUGGUUUUGUUCCCACUGGAGACGCUUCUUCUUGUUUUUAGUUGAUAGGAGUGGAACCCGGUGUGGUGGCCUGCUGCAAUAGCCCAUCCGUAACAAGGACUAUCGAGUUGUGUGUUCCGAAAUGCCAUUCUGCACACCACUGUUGUACUGCACCGUUAUUAGCCUGUUUGUGGCUCGCCUGUUUGUUUGCACGAUUCUUGCCAUUCUCCUUUGACCUCUCAUCAAGGAGCUGUUUUUACCCACAGGACUGCCGCUGGCAGAAUGUCUUUUGUUUGUAGCACCAUUCUCAGUGAACCCUGGACACUGUCGUACGUGAAAAGCCCAGGAGGCCGGCCGCUUCUGAGAUACUGGAACUGGCACGCCUGGCACCGACGAGCAUACCACGCUCAAAGUCCCUUAGGUCACUCAUUUAGUCCAUUCUAGUGUUCAAUUAAACAGUAACUAAAUACCUUGAUGCCUGUCUGCCUGCUUUAUUUAACAAGCCACGUGACUCACUGUCUGUAGGAGUGAACCAUUUUCGUGAACGGGGUACCUAAUAAACUGUCAACUUGGUGUAUAUGUGUGUGUGCUUGCACGCAUGUGUGAGUGUGUGUGUUUGUAUAUGUGUGUGUAUGCAAGAGAGAGAGAGAGAAGCUGAUAGGAUAAAGGCCUAUACAGCCAGUAUAGCCAAGCCCUAAGCCUCCUCUAAUUAAGAGCUUCUGGCAUUAUCAAACUCAUCAGGAAUAUUAGUGUUACUUUCUACUAACCCACCACAUGACAUUUACAUUCAAUAGUUAGACUGAAAGUCACUCUCAUUGGGUGAAGAGUAGGAGAAUGUGGGAGAGCGAGAGCAGGGUGGAGAAAGAGAGAGAGAGGGAGAGGGGUAGCAAGAUACAAGAGAGUGAGCAAGCUCGAGAGAAAGGGAGGUAGGGACAGAGAAGAGAGAAAGGGAGGUAGGUACGGACAGAGAAGAGAGAAAGGGAGGUAGGUACGGACAGAGAAGAGAGAAAGGGAGGUAUGGACAGGGAAGAGAGAAAGUGAGGUAUGGACAGAGAAGAGAGAAAGGGAGGUAUGGACAGGGAAGAGAGAAAGUGAGGUAUGGACAGGGAAGAGAGAAAGUGAGGUAUGGACAGAGAAGAGAGAAAGGGAGGUAUGGACAGAGAAGAGAGAAAGGGAGGUAGGUACGGACAGAGAAGAGAGAAAGGGAGGUAUGGACAGGGAAGAGAGAAAGGGAGGUAGGUACGGACAGAGAAGAGAGAAAGGGAGGUAGGGACAGAGAAGAGAGAAAGGGAGGUAUGGACAGAGAAGAGAGAAAGGGAGGUAGGGACAGAGAAGAGAGAAAGGGAGGUAUGGACAGAGAAGAGAGAAAGGGAGGUAUGGACAGAGAAGAGAGAAAGGGAGGUAGGUACGGACAGAGAAGAGAGAAAGGGAGGUAGGUACGGACAGAGAAGAGAGAAAGGGAGGUAUGGACAGGGAAGAGAGAAAGUGAGGUGUGGACAGGGAAGAGAGAAAGGGAGGUAUGGACAGAGAAGAGAGAAAGGGAGGUAUGGACAGAGAAGAGAGAAAGGGAGGUAGGGAGAGAGAAGAGAGAAAGGGAGGUAGGGAGAGAGAAGAGAGAAAGUGAGGUAUGGACAGAAGAGAGAAAGUGAGGUAUGGACAGAGAAGAGAGAAAGUGAGGUAUGGACAGAGAAGAGAGAAAGGGAGGUAUGGACAGAGAAGAGAGAAAGGGAGGUAGGGAGAGAGAAGAGAGAAAGUGAGGUAUGGACAGAAGAGAGAAAGUGAGGUAUGGACAGAGAAGAGAGAAAGUGAGGUAUGGACAGAGAAGAGAGAAAGGGAGGUAUGGACAGAGAAGAGAGAAAGGGAGGUAGGGAGAGAGAAGAGAGAAAGUGAGGUAUGGACAGAGAAGAGAGAAAGGGAGGUAUGGACAGAGAAGAGAGAAAGGGAGGUAGGGAGAGAGAAGAGAGAAAGUGAGGUAUGGACAGAGAAGAGAGAAAGGGGAGGUAUGGACAGAGAAGAGAGAAAGGGAGAUAUGGACAGAGAAGAGAGAAAGGGAGGUAUGGACAGGGAAGAGAGAAAGGGAGGUAGGGAGAGAGAAGAGAGAAAGGGAGGUAGGGACAGAUAAGAGAGAAAUGGAGGUAGGGACAGAGAAGAGAGAACGGGAGAUAUGGAGAGAGAAGAGAGAAAGGGAGGUAUGGACAGAGAAGAGAGAAAGGGAGAUAUGGACAGAGAAGAGAGAAAGGGAGAUAUGGACAGAGAAGAGAGAAAGGGAGGUAUGGACAGAGAAGAGAGAAAGGGAGGUAUGGACAGAGAAGAGAGAAAGGGAGGUAUGGACAGAGAAGAGAGAAAGGGAGGUAGGGACAGAUAAGAGAGAAAGGGAGGUAUGGACAGAGAAGAGAGAAAGGGAGGUAUGGACAGAGAAGAGAGAAAGGGAGGUAUGGACAGAGAAGAGAGAAAGGGAGGUAUGGACAGAGAAGAGAGAAAGGGAGGUAGGGAGAGAGAAGAGAGAACGGGAGAUAUGGAGAGAGAAGAGAGAAAGGGAGGUAUGGACAGAGAAGAGAGAAAGGGAGGUAUGGACAGAGAAGAGAGAAAGGGAGAUAUGGACAGAGAAGAGAGAAAGGGAGAUAUGGACAGAGAAGAGAGAAAGGGAGAUAUGGACAGAGAAGAGAGAAAGGGAGAUAUGGACAGAGAAGAGAGAAAGGGAGAUAUGGACAGAGAAGAGAGAAAGGGAGAUAUGGACAGAGAAGAGAGAAAGGGAGGUAUGGACAGAGAAGAGAGAAAGGGAGGUAUGGACAGAGAAGAGAGAAAGGGAGGUAUGGACAGAGAAGAGAGAAAGGGAGGUAUGGACAGAGAAGAGAGAAAGGGAGGUAUGGACAGAGAAGAGAGAAAAUGAGGUAGGGACAGAGAAGAGAGAAAGUGAGGUAUGGACAGAGAAGAGAGAAAGGGAGGUAUGGACAGAGAAGAGAGGAAGGGAGGUAUGGACAGAGAAGAGAGAAAGGGAGGUAUGGACAGAGAAGAGAGAAAGGGAGGGGGAGCCAGAGAUAGAAUGAGAGUGGGGAGAGUGUGAAAGAGAUGAAUGGUGUUUAAAUUGAAGUGUUUUAUUGUACUGGAGUACAACACUCCAUUAUUCUCUGUGUUGCUUCAAAGCUGUAAUUUGCAUUAAUAAAGGAAAUGGAUGGUAUGAUUAGUGAGAGCCAAAGACCUUGUGUGUGUGCGUGUGCAAGUGUGAAGGUACUGCAUCCCUUCAAGUGCUAGGAGUCUGAGAUAUAGGGAGCAGAAUGUUAAGCCCUGGAUGUGAACGUUAAGUAAUCACACCACAUACUGUUAUUACACAAGUUACACACACAAGUAAGUCCUGCAGUUAUGUUCAGAUAGUUCAGACUAUAAAACUUUUAUAAAAGAAAAACAACAGAUUAGGCCUAUUUGUGUCAAAUAGUGAACUGGGCAGUGGUCUCCUUCCCAACCUGUUCCUUCCGCUCUGUGUGUCCCCAGCUGGUUUCAAGGCAAAGUGCUGCAAUUAAAUGUUUAAAAGGGUGUAAAUCUUCACUGGGGCCUCAGUAAAAUCCCAAUCUGUCUGUGUGCCCCUGCUGCUCAGAACUCAGAGAGCUGUCAGAUACUGAACCACAGAGAAUUGACACAGACAGACAUGCUGGCUCCUAUGGACUCACUCUGUUUUGAAGCACUGUUUAAAUGCGGACAAUAAUUGGAUACGUUGAACACGAGUUGUGCUGGUUAGUUGCUGAAGCUGCAAAAAAGCAACAACAAAAUAAGGUUCACAAACAUUAUCACGCUGUUAUGAUGUGAUCAAAUGCUAUGACAUAUUUACUGUACCUUAUCACACUAGUUAUUACAUUUUCUUCAAAAGGUAUUUGUUAGUCUGGUGUUGAUGUCAUGGUAAAUUGAAGGACUUGUUCAUCUAAAUUAAACAUCUGUUUUAGCCUGUUUCACACAUAGCUGUGUGUGUUCAUGUCCUAGAGGAUGAGGAAACUGUUUUUACCAAACAAUGGAAGUGUCUGAUGGAAAUGAAGGAAAUCUCUAUAUCAAACACAGGAAACACAGUUUCUACACACAUAUUAGGAAUACACACACACACACACACACACACACACACACACACACACACACACACACACACACACACACACACACACACACACACACACACACACACACACACACACAGUUGGAAAUUUCAAUAUCAAACAGGAGCUUUGCAAUGUGCUAAUUGUUCAGCCUCAGAGGAAGGGAUUAGCAUUAGCAAAGUAGCAUAAUGGAGAAAACACGCUACAACUCCUCUGCUAAUUGAGUCACAUGAAUCUCUUACUCCUCUCUUUGCUUCUCUCUCUCUCAAUUCAAUUCAAGGGGCUUUAUUGGCAUGGGAAACAUAUGUUAACAUUGCCAAAGCAAGUGAAGUAGAUAAUAUACAAAAAUGAAAUAAACAAUAAAAAUGAACAGUAAACAUUACACUCAAAGAAGUUCCAAAAUAAUAAAGACAUUACAAAUGUCAUAUUAUAUAUAUAUAUAUAUACAGUGUUGUAACAAUAUACAACUGAUUAAAGUCAAAAGGGAAAAUAAAUAAACAUAAAUAUAGGUUGUAUUUACAAUGGUGUUUGUUCUUCACUGGUUGAUAUUUUCUCGUGGCAACAGGUCACAAAUAUUGCUGCUGUGAUGGCACACUGUGGUGUUUCACCCAGUAGAUAUGGGAGUUUAUCAAAAUUGGGUUUGUUUUCAAAUUCUUUGUUGAUCUGUGUAAUCCGAGGUAAAUAUGUGUCUCUAAUAUGGUCAUACAUUGGGCAGGAGGUUAGGAAGUCCAUCUGAGUUUCCAUCUCAUUUUGUGGGCAGUGAGCACAUAGCCUGUCUUCUCUUGAGAGCCAGGUCUGCCUACGGUGAUCUUUUUCAAUAGCAAGACUAUGCUCACUGAGACUGUACAUAGUUAAAGCUUUCCUUAAGUUUGGGUCAGUCACAGUGGUCAAGUAUUCUGCCACUGUGUACUUUCUGUUUAGGGCCAAAUAGCAUUCUAGCUCGCUCAGUUUUUUUGUUAAUUCUUUCCAAUGUGUCAAGUAAUUAUCAUUUUGUUUUCUCAUUAUUUUGUUGGGUCUAAUUGUGUUUCUGCCCUGGGGCUCUGUGGGGUGUGUUUGUGAACAGAGCCCCAGGACCAGCUUGCUUGCGGGACUCUUCUCCAGGUUCAUCUCUCUGUAGGUGAUAGCUUUGUUAUGGGAGGUUUGGGAAUCACUUCCUUUUAGGUGGUUGUAGAAUUUAACGGCUCUUUUCUGGAUUUUGUCAAUUAGCGGUUAUCGGCCUAAUUCUGGUCUAGAUUCGGGUUUUCCGGUCUUUAUAUUUUGGGUUGGACAGGUUUUUCAAUUUCUUCCUUAGAUUUUUGCAUUCUUCAUCAAACCAUUUUUCAUUGUUGUUCAGUUUCUUUGGUUUUCUAUUUGAGAUUUUUUAGAUUUGAUAGGGAAGCUGAGAGGUCAAAUAUACUGUUAAGAUUUUCUACUGCCAAGUUUACACCUUCACUAUUACAGUGGAUUGUCUUGUACAGGAAGUUGUCUAAAAGGGAUAGAAUUUGUUGUUGCCUAAUUGUUUUUUGGUAGGUUUCCAAACUACAUUCCUUCCAUCUAUUGCAUUUCUUAAUAUUACUCAGUUCCUUUGGCUUUGAUGCCUUAUGAUUGAGUAUUGCUCUGUUCAAGUAGACUGUGAUUUUGCUGUGGUCUGAUAAGGGUGUCAGUGGGCUGACUGUGAACGCUCUGAGAGACUCUGGGUUGAGGACAGUGAUAAAGUAGUCUACAGUACUACUGCCAAGAGAUGAGCUAUAGGUGUACCUACCAUAGGAGUCCCCUCGAAACCUACCAUUGACUAUGUACAUACCCAGCAUGUGACAGAGCUGCAGGAUUUGUUAUCCAUUUUGUUGGUUAUGUUGUCAUAGCUGUGCCUUUGGGGGCAUAUAGGGUAGGGAAUGAUGUCACCUCCAGGCAGGUGUUUGUCCCCCUGUGUGCUGAUGGUGUCAGGUUCUUGUCCGGUUCUGCCAUUUAGGUCGCCACAGACUAGUACAUGUCCCUGGGCCUGGAAAUUAUUGAUUUUCCCCUCCAGGGUGGAGAAGCUGUCUUCAUUUAAAGUCUGGGGAUUCUAGUGGGGGGAUAUAGGUAUACAGGAGGACUUUUUCCUCUGUUAAGAUCAUUUGCUUUUGAAUUUCUAGCCAAAUGUAAAAUGUUCCUGUUUUGAUUAAUUUAAUGGAGUGAGUUAGGUCUGCUCUAUAUCAAAUUAGCAUACCCCCUGAGUCCCUUCCCUGUUUCACACCUGGUAGUUUGGUGGAUGGGACUACCAACUCUCUGUAACCUAGAGGGCAACCAGUGGGUCCGUCUCCUCUAUACCAGGUUUCUUGUUUUUCUAUUUAUUUUUAUUCCACCUUUAUUUAACCAGGUAGGCCAGUUGAGAACAAGUUCUCAUUUACAACUGCGACCUGGCCAAGAUAAAGCAUAGCAGUGGGAUAAACAAAAGUACAGUCAAUAACACAAUAGAAAGAUCUAUAUACAAUGUGUUCAAAUGGAGUAAGGAGGUAAAGCAAUAAAUAGGCCAUAAUAGCGAAGUAAUUACAAAUUAACACGAGUGAUAGAUGUGCAGAUGAUGAUGUGCUAGUAGCAAUACUGGUGUGCAAAAGAGCAAAAAAAAGUAAAUACAAACAAUAUGGGGAUGAGGUAGGUAGUCAGAGGGGCUAUUGGAUGGGCUAUGUACAGCUGCAGUGAUCGGUAAGCUGCUCUGACAGGUGACACUUAAAGUUAGUGAGGGAGAUAUAAGUCUCCAACUUCAGUGAUUUUUGCAAUUCGUUCCAGUCAUUGGCAGCAGAGAACUGGGAGGAAAGGCGGCCAAACGAGGUGUUGGCUUUGGGAUGACCAGUAAAAUAUACCUGCUGGAGCGCGUGCUACAGGUGUUGUUAU
Oncorhynchus keta (chum salmon) is the source of this 9513-nucleotide messenger RNA. Its product is annotated as golgin subfamily A member 6-like protein 6. The record is from RefSeq and is a predicted model, not a curated record. Lineage: Eukaryota; Metazoa; Chordata; Actinopteri; Salmoniformes; Salmonidae. The transcript has 11 exons. The coding region runs from base 4714 to 5631 and encodes 305 amino acids.